Labrus bergylta (ballan wrasse) is the source of this 1205-nucleotide messenger RNA. RefSeq lists its product as uncharacterized. Gene Ontology annotation, molecular function: protein binding. The record is from RefSeq and is a predicted model, not a curated record. Lineage: Eukaryota; Metazoa; Chordata; Actinopteri; Labriformes; Labridae.
GCAUCGCUUGUGAACACACGCUGCUGAAUAGCUAGCAGGAGAUGAACUGUGAAUAACUGGUUAAUAAUAUUGCAGUUAGUGAAAGUCCCAGUGUUCCCAGUGUGAGUCGGGACAGCAUGGCGUCAGAGGAAGACGACGCUCUGCUGUUUCUCAUCUACCAACACCUGAAGCACGGAGGAUACAAGAAAGCUGCCAAAGGGCUGCAGAAACACCUUCCUCAGGUGGAGACAACAGAAGAAAGCUCCAACCUUCACGAUAUCUACACAGGCUGGAUGAAGUUGGGCUCUCUGGCGCAGCACGCCAAGCAGGAGACGGAGGACUCCACCGCUAUGAAGACGGAGAGCAUCAAACGAGAACCUGCAACCAGUGAAGAAGAAGAAGGAGAGGGUGCAGACUCCAAACUCUCCAACAUCCCGGAGGAGAAUCAUGUGGACACCAAACCUCCAUCAGAGUCCAUGACAGAAGCUGAAAGCGUCUCGGAGCCGUGUCAGCUUCCUGAAGGAGACGCCAAAACAACAAACUCUGAGGGUGACGACGGACAAGAGGAGAAAGAGAGAAAGAAGAGGAGGAGGAAAGACAAGCGGAGCCAGAGUCAGCUCCUGUGGAAGAGCCCGCUGAGGCGUCUAACGAGGCAGAAAGCGCCGACCCGGAGGAAGUGGAUGAACCCAGCGGCCAGGUCGAGCCCGCACGUGCUCCCUCUGAUCACGCUGAGGAUCAGCCCGCAGCUCCCGAGGCAGCCGCUUCAGAGCAGAAAGAGGACGCCGAUGAGCCAAAACAGGAGACAGAAGAAGCUCCAGACGCCUCUGAGGUCACAGAUGAAACCCCGACACUCGAAGAGACAGCUGUCAAUCAAACAGACGCGACAACGUCCUCGUCUCAGGAGUCAGGGGAUGAGGAAGGCAACGCAGCUGAGGAGCCGAGCCAGGCCGAGCCCACCCCGUCAGACCCGACAGCUCAGGAGACCAAUGAGCAGCCAGAAGAGAGUGAAGCCCCGCCUCCUGCAGAGUCUAAAAAGCAAAAGGAGGGAAAGGUAGCAGAGAACUCAAAGAUGGAGGUCGACUGUGAACCCGAGAAGAAGACGAAGGCAAACACUGACGUCCCCAUCGUCAUCGACUCUGCAGCUUCAGAGGAGAUCGUGGACCCAGACGUCUCAAUCGUCCCCGAAGCGGCUGGAGGAGACGCUGAAACUCCCAAGAAGAAGAGAA